Messenger RNA from Acanthoscelides obtectus, 801 nucleotides. NCBI's taxonomy places the organism in Eukaryota, Metazoa, Arthropoda, Insecta, Coleoptera, Chrysomelidae. The record is from the annotation of a GenBank genome assembly.
AUGGAUUGUAUAGCGACAAUUUCCCGUUGGUAUGGAGAAUUCAAACGUGGACCGGUGAGUCUUAGAGACGAUCCCAAGGUGGGUGCACCAAAAACGGCAGUCACCCAGGAAAACGUCGAUGCUGUGCGCAAACUCAUCAUUGAAGAUAGACAUGUGAUAUAUCGCGAGAUUGAGGCGUCCUUGAAGAUCUCAAAGAUCUCAAAUCAAACAAUUUUACAUGAAGAAUUAGGAGUAAGAAAAUUAGUUUCUCGUUGGAUACCCCACCUGUUGACUGAAGAGCAGAAAGCAACCAGGGUUAAUUGGUGUCAAAAAACGCUUGACCGUUUCCAUUCCGGAAACUCAAAAAAUGUGUACAGCAUUGUUAGUGGUGAUGAAUCGUGGAUUUACUGUGAAGAAAAGCCAACAAAAAUGGUCGCGACAUUUGUGUCAAAAGCGGGUCAUAUUGCAACAAUUCCUCUUAAUGAGCAAAGAAAUGUUGCUGCGGAUUGGUAUAACUCCAUUUACAAUGCAAGCUCGCACACAGCCCAAACAACAAGGCAGUAUUUUAAGGAAGAAAACGUGGAAUUAUUGGACCAUCCUCCAAAUAGUCCCGAUCUAAGUCCCAACGGUUUCAUUACUUUCCCGAAAAUUGAAAACAGACUGCGUGGUCAAAGGUUCCAGUCACCAGAAGAAGCAGUUGACGCAUUCAAAAAUGCCGUUUUGGAUCUGCCAGCAAACGAGUGGAAUAAGUGCUUCGAAAAUUGGUUCGAGCGCAUGCAGAUGUGUAUUAAUCUUCAUGGAGAAUACUUCGAAAAACAAUAA